This is a messenger RNA of Camellia sinensis, 1162 nucleotides long. The record is from RefSeq and is a predicted model, not a curated record. NCBI's taxonomy places the organism in Eukaryota, Viridiplantae, Streptophyta, Magnoliopsida, Ericales, Theaceae.
UCAGGUGACAGCUGUGAAGAUCCUACAAGGGCUUGUUUGGAUAGAAGGAGUAUUCCAUAACCCCUUCCUAACUAGUUGUGCCGAUUUGUUGUUGAUUGUUUAAUUGAGAUUACUAUUUAUUGUUUAAAAUUAGAUCAUAAUCCCAAAUCAAUAUCUCGGAAGUUUUUUUAAAUUUUCAAAAUCUCGUCUUUGUUCUUUAUUCUUUAGUCUUUAUGAGAUAUGAGAUUGCAACAAUGUUAAUCACUGCUGUAAUUGAUGAUUUCAGCUAUGAUGGGCAUGAGGAAGGUGGGCAACUCACAGAAGCUGUGAGGAGGCAGCCAUAUAGUGUCAUACUAUUUGAUGAAGUUGAGAAAGCACACCCCACUGUUUUAAAUACAUUUCUUCAAAUUUUGGAUGAUGGAAGGUUGACAGAUGGCGCAAGCCGCACAAUUGAUUUCACCAACACAAUAAUCAUUAUGACUUCAAACCUUGGAGCCGAGUAUCUCUUGGAAGGAUCAACGGGCAGUUGUACAAUGGAGGGUGCUCGGGAAUUGGUAAUGCAAGAGGUGAGGAAACACUUCAAGCCCGAGUUUCUUAAUCGACUGGAUAAGAUUGUGGUAUUUGAUCCUCUUUCUCACGAUCAAUUGAUAAAGGUUGCCGAGCUUCAGGUGAAGGAUGUGAAAUUCCGCCUUGCAAGGAGAGGUAUUGCCUUAUGUGUGACUGAACAAGCACUGUAUGUUACAUUAUUGAACAGUUAUGAUCCGGAAUAUGGUGUGAGACCUAUUAGGAGAUGGGUGGAGCAGAAUGUGGUCACGAAAUUAUCAGGAAUGCUUUUGAAUAAGGAGAUUGAUGAAAAUUCAACUGUUUAUAUAGAUUCUAUGCCUAAUGGGUAGGAGUUAACAUAUCGGGUUAAAAGCAAUGGGGGACUUGUGAAUGCUGCUACUGGGCAAAAUUCAGACUUACUUAUUGAACUGACUGAUGCUGCCAAGGCGGAAAUGAAGAUGAAGCUGGCGACGAAGAUGAAGAAAUCUACAGAUGAUUCCCAAAAAAAAGGGAAACGGUUUUUUUUGGUUUAGUAUUUGUUAUUUGUUUUAAUGCUUUAGAUUUUAUGUUUUGAAUCUCUUUCUUUAUAUUUGAAGAAAGAGUCGACAUUUUGGUCAAGUGUCCUGAGUUGUCAUUCAAU